Dimorphilus gyrociliatus is the source of this 645-nucleotide messenger RNA. Lineage: Eukaryota; Metazoa; Annelida; Polychaeta; Dinophilidae. The record is from the annotation of a GenBank genome assembly.
GUCAGUUUUAUGCUACAUAGAAAAGAAGAGAAGAUAUUACGAUAUGAAGUUAGCUGUGGUUGCUUUUCUAUUAAUUGCUGUUACAAUUUACGUUACUGCCGACGAAUCUCCUGCUGAGGAAAAGAGAAGAGGAUGGGGAAAGAGGUCAUGGGGAAAGAGAUCGGAUGAUGAAGAUAGAUUCGAUGCUCUUGAAGAGAAGAGACGUAGCUGGGGAAAGAGAGCAAUGGGCUGGGGAAAGCGGGCGAUGGGCUGGGGAAAGAGAGGCUCUGAAGAAGAGGCUUGCGAAAGACUCCAGCAGAAUGCUAUGUUCUACACUUUUAAAGCUAUUGAGUUGGAAAAUCAAAGGCAGAAAAUGUGCGCUUAACACCAAAACUUUCCAACAAGAUAUGAAGAUGUUUGUUUUCACAUAAGAGGGCGUAUAACAAAAUAUGACUUAUUUCUUGGAAAAGGAUAAAAAUAAGCAAAUUUAACAAAAAAUAUUCAGUAAAGCACGUAUCUAAUUUUUGUUGGUACUCAGAAAAUGAAAUAUAUAAAGUAAAAAGUCGAGCAGAGAUUUAUCUCACCUUACUCAUCUGAUUGGUCUACUAAGCUUCUUAAAAAGAGUGUAGUUGAUUGCUUCACCCUGUAAAAAAAUUAUAAUAUACA